Molecule: messenger RNA, 2727 nt
Organism: Musa acuminata AAA Group (dessert banana)
Lineage: Eukaryota; Viridiplantae; Streptophyta; Magnoliopsida; Zingiberales; Musaceae
Exons: 10
Coding region: 104-865 (253 amino acids)
Molecular function (GO): RNA binding
Source: RefSeq, a predicted model, not a curated record
CCAGUUGCAGUAUAUAAGAAGAAGCGGUCGGCGGCUAAACCUUCUCCAGGGCGGAAAGGAAGUAUACAAGCCGUAGGGGGCGACGAGAGGCGGCGGGACCGAGAUGGAUCGGUACCAGAGGGUGGAGAAACCAAGGGAGGAGACCCCGAUUAACGAAAAUGAGAUCCGUAUCACGUCUCAGGGGAGGAUGCGCAACUACAUCACGUAUGCCACCAGCAUGCUUCAGGAAAAAGAUUCAAAUGAAAUCAUCUUGAAGGCAAUGGGUAGAGCUAUCAACAAGACUAUUAUGAUUGUGGAACUGAUCAAAAGGAUAGUUGAUCUACAUCAAAAUACAGCUAUUGGAUCUGCUGACAUAACUGAUCCACGGGAACCAUUAGAGGAAGGCUUACUUCUGCUUGAGACAACUAGACAUGUCUCUGUGAUCAGUAUAACUUUGUCAAAGAAAGAGCUGGAUACAUCUGCUGUUGGGUUUCAACCUCCAUUGCCCAAAGAUGAGGUUAAACCCUUGGGUGAAUUCGGCUAUGGAGGAGAGGGCUCACCCGUGAGUCGAGGUAGAGGCCACGGUGGCCGUGGCAGGGGAAGGGCUUAUGGAGAUGAUACGGCGGAUUAUGGUGAUGGAAGCUGGGACAACAAGGGACGUGGAUACGGUAGAGGCGGCUAUUUCCGUGGCAGAGGCCGAGGUUUCCGUGGCAAAGGUGGUUAUGGUGGCCAGCCUGAUUUUCAGCAGGAAACCAAUGGCAAUGACAAUGAGGGUUCUAUUCCUGUUCGGGGCAGAGGUCGUGGUCGUGGUAGGGGCCAAACCCGAGGAUGGGGUCGAAAUUCUCAACUGAACGGACUGAUCCAUGCUGGUGCUGUUGGUGCUUAAUCAGAUUGAUAUCAUCUGCAUGAUUUCUGCUUUUGUGUCUGGAUGGAUGCCUGCUCUGAUGAGUUCAUCAUUUGUUUCCUAACGCUGGAUUAGCCAUUCCUGUGUCAUGAUAUAGCAUCACAAUGAAUCACUAUGAUCCCAAGAGUUCUAGGCAGCCAUUAGUUUUUUUUCUUUGAGAAGACUAAUAGUAGGUCUAAUCAAUAGAGCAGUACAUUCUUUUAUUUAGUUUCUUUUGUAAAGGUAGCAUGAUAAAUACUUAGCCAUGCCAUAAUUUCUUAUUAAUGAGUUGCCCAUUUUAGCAUUGGUUUAGUGCUAUCUUGUAAUGACAUCUUUUUAUUAUAGUAACAUCUCUAAGAUUAAUAUUUUUCAGAUUGUUGCAUGAACUUCGCAUACAAUGUUCCUCAUCUUUCCCCAUUUUGGAUUUGUGGCUGCACCAGUUCUUGAUCUGAGAAAAAUGAGGGCCUAAUUAUCUUGUAUUUUGCGUAGAAUGUGUACAGAUCAUUAUUCCUUAAAAUUCAAUUUCAUGAUCUUCUUCUUAGUGAAAGUAUAUUACGCUAAUAUAAAUCACAACCUGCACACACAUGCUUGAGAGAUCUGCCAAGAAUUAAUUUAAUCGCAGUGCCUGCUAUCAAAUUGUUUUAAACAUGAUACUGUAAUUGGAACUAAAGUCCAUGGCAAAGGAUCAGUUCCAAAGUCUUUCCCACAAAUGAAGCUUCCAAUAAAUCCUUCCCACAUUCUCAAUUAAUGAAAGUAAAAGAUAAAUGCAGAAAACAUGGGUGGCCUCCAUGGCCUGUCAAAACUCCAACAAAAUGGAGACCUGGUCUUAGCACACCAACCACAGCCAACUUGCACUAAAUAAAGGCAGUUCAGGGAACUCUUCUUUGGAGAGAAGCUACCAUGUUUUUAAUCUUAUCAAUCAUCCGAUCUAAGUUUUAGAUGAUUAAUGAGGAGAUGUCAGCAGCUCAAAAAAAUUAGUAGUGUUGAAGUCAAACAAUCUUUAUCCUGGAGAAUAUAAGCAUUUCAAUGGUUGAAGUAAUGCGAAGAAGAGGAGAAGAGCACACCCAUUCUGACCAUCACGACUGAAAGCUCUUUGCUUGGAAGAGGUCAUAUGGACGUGUCUUGUGGAGUUGCCCUUCGUCUAUCAUCACGCCAUAAACUUCAUCAUAUUUAUAAGCACAGACCAAGACAUCUCCAUUCAUUGCAUUGCAAGCCAUGGCAUCCCAUCUCGUGUUAACUUCCAGGCUUACUGCUACCUCCUCCUUCUUCUUCUUCUUCUUCUUCUUGUGUCUCGUAGCUCGCCACCACUUAGAAGCUGCGGAGUACACGGUUGGCGACGCCGACGGAUGGGACACCGGCAUCAACUACCUCCUCUGGUCCAAUAAGUACAACUUCACCGUCGGCGACGUGUUAGUGUUCAAGUACGUGCAGGUGCAGCACAACGUGUACCAGGUGACGGAGGAGACGUACCGUUCAUGUGACUCGAGCACCGGCGUGACAAGGACGUACGACAGCGGCGACGACCGCGUGACGCUGGGCGAGGCCACGAGCUACUGGUUCAUAUGCACCAUCAACGGCCACUGCCAGGCCGGAAUGAGGCUCGCCGUUAGCGUGGCGAAGUCGAGCUCAGACGGAGGCGGUGCCACCUCCGCUGCACCGUCGCCGCCGGAGCAGGGCAACGGGGCGGCCGGAGGGCGCAUGGGGUGGUGGUGGAAAGCAUGGAUGUUGUGCCUGUCGUUAUGCCUGUUGACUUGGUUGAACUGCUUUUGAAAUGGUGGGUUUGUGUUGGACAUUUGUUAUUCUAAUUUUCCAAUUUAACUGUUGUGUUAAGUUUGAUUAUUAAUUAAUAUUGUUAGUAAUAUUCA